AUGGUAUUACUUGAUAAGCUAAAUUAUAAUUGUGAAAGACCAUCUACCGAUAAUGCAUUGGAUUCAGUCACAACUCCUGAAGACCAGAUAUCAAAACCACAAAUAGAUUUUAAUCUAACUUUAUCUACACCAUAUAAAUGA
Molecule: messenger RNA, 141 nt
Organism: Entrophospora candida
Lineage: Eukaryota; Fungi; Glomeromycota; Glomeromycetes; Entrophosporales; Entrophosporaceae
Source: the annotation of a GenBank genome assembly